Messenger RNA from Temnothorax curvispinosus, 5680 nucleotides. Its product is annotated as neuronal acetylcholine receptor subunit alpha-7-like. The record is from RefSeq and is a predicted model, not a curated record. The coding region runs from base 993 to 2690 and encodes 565 amino acids. Gene Ontology annotation, cellular component: synapse; postsynaptic membrane; neuron projection. Gene Ontology annotation, biological process: monoatomic ion transmembrane transport; chemical synaptic transmission; signal transduction. The transcript has 12 exons. Gene Ontology annotation, molecular function: acetylcholine-gated monoatomic cation-selective channel activity; transmembrane signaling receptor activity. NCBI's taxonomy places the organism in Eukaryota, Metazoa, Arthropoda, Insecta, Hymenoptera, Formicidae.
CAGUCCAGCGUUGUUCGCCGGCGAGGCCGCACCUGACAACCCCCCAUUGACGGGAGAGAGUGAUACAGGCUCCGCGACCGAGAUUUAGAAAGAGUCUGUCUGACGUACGCUUAUCCGUAUAGCAGAAGGGAGAGACGUCAGGGAUGUUCUCGCGGUGCUGCCGGUCGCACGCGUACCGAGACCCGCAGUACCAAGAGUGAACCACUCUCCUCCCCCGUUGUUCACCCUGACCCGAUGCUGCGGCAGCCGAGCGAACGCGGGAAGCCCGACGUACGGGACGUACCGAUGAUCAGACUGCGGAUGCGUCCCUAAGCCCAUUUUCUACGCACACAUACACACAGAGCCACGCGAGAGAUCUGCAUCAAGCCCCCAGUGAUCCCCAGUUACGAUCGCUGGCGAUCAAGGCUCGGACCGAUAUCCCUUGCUCGGCUGCUCGUGACCGACGUCGUGUCUGUCGGGAACUGUUCGCGAGAUCGAAGUGAGAGAGGGACCCCGAGGUGGUAAACGGGAUCCGCAGGCAAAUCCAAAUCGGAAGAGAUGUCCGCGCUGCCCGACGAUGCCGCGUUGUGGUGCAGGCUGUCCAGGCCAUAGUUCACGCAGGUUGUGCCAUCCGGUACCGGAUAGCGGCGUGCGAAAGUACCGGGACAUCGCUGCGUGGAGGCGGUCACGUGCCCCCGACGGAGCUAGGACGAUGCACCUGGCGAGCCCGGUGCAGUCGCGACCGGGCGAGCCCUGAGGAUUCACGAUCGCUCCGUUCCCAUCGCGCCGAGCGGCUCGUCGCCGGGAGACAGCUGAUCUUCCGGGCGGUUCAGGUCGAGGUUCGUCCUCGCUCGACGCCGCCUGGCAGCCACGUGCGAGGACGAGCGGACGAGCGGCGGUGAGGCAGCGGUGGCGGGAAGGGAAGUGGAGAAAAUCGGCAACGUGGAGGAGGUGGUGCACGGCCGGGCGGUCAUCGAGGAAGCAGCUACGUUCCGGCACCCCCUCGAACAAACAUGAGACGUUCGUGGACGCUUGUCGCGGCGAUAGCCCUGGCUGCAUCGGGGCUGGUAAGUGGCGGUCUCCACGAGAAGAGGCUGCUGAACGACCUGCUGGACGCGUACAACGUGCUGGAGCGGCCGGUGAGCAACGAGUCCGACCCCCUCGUGCUGAGCUUCGGCCUCACGCUCAUGCAAAUAAUCGACGUCGACGAGAAGAACCAGUUGCUCAUCACGAAUCUCUGGCUGAAACUGGAAUGGAACGACGUAAACAUGAGAUGGAACGUCUCGGACUAUGGAGGUGUACGAGACCUCAGAAUACCGCCACAUAGGUUGUGGAAACCCGACGUUCUUAUGUAUAACAGCGCCGACGAGGGCUUCGACGGCACUUAUCCGACGAACGUCGUCGUAAAGAACAAUGGGACCUGCUUGUACGUGCCGCCCGGUAUAUUCAAGAGCACUUGCAAGAUAGACAUUACCUGGUUUCCCUUUGACGACCAGCGCUGCGAGAUGAAAUUCGGUUCCUGGACGUACGACGGCUUUCAGUUGGAUCUGCAGCUGCAGGACGAGUCCGGAGGUGACAUCAGCAGUUUCAUCACUAACGGCGAGUGGGAUCUGUUGGGGGUACCCGGUAAGAGGAACGAAAUCUACUACAACUGCUGCCCGGAACCGUACAUAGACAUCACUUUCGUCGUCAUCAUCAGAAGACGCACACUCUACUACUUCUUCAACCUGAUCGUGCCGUGCGUCCUGAUUGCCAGCAUGGCCGUCCUCGGGUUCACCCUGCCGCCCGAUUCCGGCGAGAAACUCUCCCUCGGGGUAACCAUUCUCCUGUCCCUUACUGUGUUCCUGAAUAUGGUUGCCGAGACAAUGCCGGCGACGUCCGACGCCGUGCCGCUUUUAGGGACAUAUUUCAAUUGCAUCAUGUUUAUGGUGGCCAGUAGCGUGGUCAGCACGAUCCUCAUCUUGAACUAUCAUCAUCGGAAUGCUGACUCCCAUGAAAUGGGUCGAUGGGUCAGGGUACUUUUCCUAUUUUGGCUACCUCGUAUACUCGGUAUGUCUAGGCCGGGACAGGAGGAAGACAAGGAACCACUAGUUCAAAAGUCUCAGAAGCCAUCUCCAGUCACGGGUGCGAGCAAGUCGUACGGUGAUCUGGAGCUGCACCAGAGGAGCAGUAAGUCCCUCUUGGCGAACGUCCUGGACCUGGAUGACAACGCGCUGGCGUCUCACAACAAUUUGCUGAACAAUGUGUACAGCACACCCGGACCUCAUCACGCGCACGCGACGCCGAUGACGCCGAUGGGUCACGGCCACAGUCACGUACACACGACGCCCCAUCAUCAUCAUAGCCACGCGCCCACGACGCCGCACCAUCAACACGCGACGCCCCUACCGCACUCGUCGUAUCCCGGCCAUCAAAUCUCGCAUACGCCGCAUCAUCACCCACAUCCGCAGGAUCCUGCGGGAGCGCCGCAGGUCGAGACGAUACUUCAGAACGCGUGCUUCUGCGCUCGUUACGAGCUUGUGCUAAUUUUGAAGGAGAUUAAGAUAAUAACAAAUCAACUGAAGAACGAGGAUGAGAACACGAAGAUCACGAACGAUUGGAAGUUCGCGGCGAUGGUGAUCGAUAGGAUGUGCCUAAUCAUUUUUACUCUGUUCACUAUCAUCGCUACCAUCACCGUCCUGCUGUCAGCACCGCAUAUUAUCGUCACGUGAUUCAGAAAAGCCAGUCUGCCGCCGGUGGUUCCGGGGCCGACGAGGAUUGCGUGCCGAGCGCCGGCGUCGACGGGCGCCGGCGCCGCUCGCGACGCUCCAACCGAACGUCCGCCCUUAACCGGUUCCCAGCGGAUCGGGCUUAAGGGCGUUCAUCUUCGGGUUCGCACGCCGCUUCGUUUCGGAGACCUGCGCGUUAGGAAGAAAGCAAUACGGGGAGUAACUUUGUUUCUUUAUGAUAUACAUAAUAAUACCAUCAGUAAAAAUGAGAAUAAUAACGCUAUCGAUAAUGAGAAUAACGAUAAUAGUACUAAUAAUUAUUACGUAAUAGUUACGGUAAAACUUUAUCGUAUAAUUAUCCCACAAGGACGCCUUAGCGAAACACGUUGACACACCGUUUAUAAACGGCGCGAGCACACGAGUGAAUAUAGGAAGGACAUGUUACACAGGGAGUACAGGGACACGCGGGAAUAGAGCCAUACGCGAGGAACACGUACACUGGUUUGUUACACGCAUCCCUGAGAGCAGUCGAUGUGACGAACACUUUGUACAGUUGAGAUGAUAUACGUUUUAUCGAACGAGUCAAAUAAUUAGUUCUAUAAAAAGAUCCAAUUACGAAUUUUCAUAGAGAUAUAAGUAACGAUCGAAUCGAAGAAGAAGAAAGAUUCGACUCUGUCCUCCGCGACUACUACUUGGGGAUGUAUCACAUAUAUACACGUAUACACACACGCACGUAACAUCAUGCGAGAGCGAUAAUACGCAUGGAACCGUGAUUUGCCAAUGAGUUAAAAAUACUUUUUCUGCGGCCCAAGGUUAGUACGAUAUAGAAGUCUUCGAAUGUACUCGAGGAUCAGUAUUGCUAGGUUUAAGAGACUCUUACGGCAGUCCAGACAAGUUUCGUAACGUUUCUACGAAUCCGCAUAAAGACUCCCCAAAUUCGAGAAUCUCCAAAAGCCCAUAAAUUUUGAAAAGUGUAAAUUUCCAAGAAUAUAAAAUUAAAAUCUAAAUGAAUAUAUAUAGUAGGGUGCUCAUAAAAAAAACAACACUGAUAUAAAAUCAAAGUUUUCAAGUGUAACUGAGAUUUUUGAGAAUACGUAAACUGUAAUAUUCGAAGAAAAUUCGGAAAUUACUACAUGUCAGUUGAUAUUGGUCCUUGUCCAUGAUUAGAUGAAAAAAUAAGCGCUCGAGAAUGCUGCUAACGGAUCCUUUUUGUCCGUACAAAUGAAAUAAAGGGGGGAAAUAAAAAGAAAAACGACAAAGAGAAAUAAAAAGCGAAGCGGGACAAGGGUUGAUGGGCUUUAAAGGUAAAACGCACAGGUUACACUCUCAGAAUAUACACGAUGAACUGCCAAGGUGAUUCAAAUAAUGCCAGAGAAUUUUUCUUAUCCGUAUCAUUAGUAUGUAAAAAUCGACGACGACUUAAUAAACCGGGGGAUUUGUAUUACGAUUUAAGUGACGGUGACAUAAAAUACUCUCUCGAGUAGGUCGCGAGAGUGAUCCGAAGGACACUACGGAAGGAACUGCAGAAACUGGACGCGAGAGAAAAAAAAUGCGAAGGAUGGUUGUGAUUGUUCGAUAACUUCCGCUGUGACAAAUUCAGUUUUGAAUAAUGUACUUUCUUUCAUGUCUGCAAGUACGAGCUGUUUUGUUAUUAAUCCGCAUUCUCGUCGCGCAUUUAGCGUUAAAUGCAGUUUUCCGAUCCCUAUUUUGCAUCGGGAUCAUGUAAAUACGAGCUCCAUAUUGAAUAUGCGUAUUAGGAUACUAAAACGGCUCUAUAUUUCGAGAAUUAGACGAUUAAUUUCUCAAGCUGACUGUCGGAGUUUUAUUUAAAUUAAGAACCGGGCAUCUCGUGUUUUUUAAUAUAGGAUUUUCAAGUUUUGAAUUUCAAGCAAAACAGAUAUAUUUUCUGCUGGAUGUGUGCCGAGAAAACGGAUCGUUAUCUCUUACAUCGUAACGUAAAACGCGGGCAUACGCAGACGUAUACUUACAUUUUGUAGCAUGUAUAUUCGCGUACGUUUUAUUGUCUGACACAUCAAUCUUUUCCCUUCUCCGCAAUGAUACCAUUACAGGAAUCGUUAUCGCGACAGCACUGUAACUUCUUUCCGACAUUUAAAAAGCGUCUCGAAGAGCAAAAGCUAAAAAAGCGUGAACCUUUAUUUCUUUUUUCUAUCAAAAAAGACGUAACUUCGAGAAAGAGGAUGUAACUUUAAUGUCUCCCGUUCUGUUACUUUCAGACUGCGGCGUAUUUCCGCCGACGCUGAAUAUCGGCAGCUAUAUUAAAAUUGAAUAGCUAUACAAUGUGUAAAUUAACAUUGCAACACUAAUCACUACGAUCAACGAGUAGAUUGGUGAUCACGAUAAAUAUUUUUUUCAUCCGCAAUAAACGAUACAGAGAGCAUAACUUCACUUUCGAGUACAUUCAAAAUAUUAACACUCGUUACGUUCUCUGCUAAUUCACGAGCCGCUCUCGAGAGUGUGGUAGAAAAUCGCGGAAGCGACGGAGUCGAUUAGUUACGCUAGGAAGAAGAAAAAAGCAACGUGGGAUGGCGAUAAAAGAAAGGAAGUUGCUCUUGCUCACGGACAGACUCGUAGGCGGACGUCGUCUCGACGAGACAUCAGGGAGACGAACUCAAGUCGUAUCGUACAGUUUUCGGCCAUCGACACUGGGGAUACGCGACAACCAAUCAAGUUACCUUUUAAAUACUAUUAAUGAUUAUUAAAGUAAUGAAUCGUUGUUGAUCAUGUUGUAACGUGGGCGGGAUUACGCAUAGGAGUAUAGUAAGAAUUACGAUGUUUUUUUUAUCUUUAGCGCGCGGAAAAACGACAAAGAGAAAAAGAAAUAAACAGAUUAACGUCGAAACUCGUAUUAAACUCGUAAGAGAGAUAGAAAUUUUUAGACGAGAAAUGCGAUUAAUCACUAUAACUGUCAAAUAAUUAAGGAGAAAUCAAGGAGAUAAUUCGCUGAAAAAAAGGAAUAAACGUGUAGUUCGAGA